AUGGUCCCUGGGCUUCUGACAGCCAAGACCCAAAAGGAAUCAGUGACCUUUGGGGAUGUGGCUGUGGACUUUACCCCCGAGGAGUGGGGGCAGUUGGACCUUUCCCAGAAGGAGCUGUACAGGGAGGUGAUGCUCGAGAACUACAAGAACUUGGUCUGCCUGGGACUUGCACUUUCCAAACCAGAAGUGAUCUGCCAGUUGGAGCAGGGGAGGAAACCUUGGAUUCCUGCAGGAGAAGGCCCAGGAUUUAUCCAUACAGAUUGGAAGAGUCAGCAAGAGUCCAUGGGAUCAUCUCAAAAUCUGGACAUUUCAAUGGAAGAAACAUCACCAGAAAGACUUAUAACGGAUGGCUCCUUUUUCUCCAAAUUGAGCAAAGCCUGGCAAUGUGAUGGCAACUUAGAGAUGCAAAAGGACUCUGAGGAGAAAUACUCCUGGCCAGUCAAAACCAUGGAAAAGAAACUUGCUAGUGUAUCAAGAAACCAUGAAUAUAAUAGGCAUGGUAGAGUCUUUAAUCCUAGGCUAGUGCUUUUUCCACAACCAAGAAUGGGAAAGGGUCUUGAUAUGUAUGAUACACACAAAAUGAGCUGCAGACAGUAUACAGAUAUGAGAAAAUGUAAUGCAAUGUGCUCAAAGACUUUUUCUAACUAUAAUGGAAGUAGGAAAAUUUUGAGGUAUAAUUCAGGCCUUAUUGAAAAUUGUAAAAUAGAUACUGGAGAGAAGCUUUUUGAAUUUAAUGAAUGUGGGAAUACCUUCCAUCAGAGCACAGGGCUGACUGAACAUCAAACAAUUCACUCUGGAGAAAAACCUUAUACAUGUAAUGUAUCUGGGAGGACUGAUAAAUUGACAACUCAGUUUACUCAGCAUCAAGGAACUGAUCUAGGAAAGAAACCUUGUGAAUGUAAUAUAUGUAGGGAGGGCUUCAGUCAGAGGUUAGAACUUACUGAGCAUCAGUUAGUUCAUACUGGAGGGAAACUUUAUCAAUCUAAUAAAUGUAGGCAAGCCUUCCAAUGGAAGUUAGCUCUUACUCACCAUCAGACAAGUCAUACUAGUGAAAAAUCUUACAGAUAUAAUGAAUGUGGGAAAGUAUUCCAUCAGAAGGGAGGACUUAUUCAACAUCAGAGAAGUCAUAUUGGAAAGAAACCUUAUGAAUGUAACGAAUGUGGUAAAGUGUUCUCCCAGCGAGCAGGACUUACUAAACAUCGCACAGUUCAUACUGGUGAGAAACCAUGUGAAUGUAGUGAAUGUGGAAGAGCCUUCCGAUUAAAAGACCAGCUUAAUGAACAUCAGAGAAUUCAUACUGGAGAGAAGCCCUAUAAAUGUAAUGAAUGUGGGAAGACUUUCUGCAGGCGUUCUAACCUUAAUGAACAUGAGAGAGUUCAUACUGGCGAGAAACCAUAUGAAUGUAAUGAAUGUGGGCAGACAUUCCCAAGGAGGUCAGCUCUUACUAAACAUCAGAGAAUUCAUACGGAUAAGAAACCUUAUAAAUAUAAUGAGUAUGGGACAACCUGUAGCCAGAAGACAAAAGUUACUCAACACCAGAGAAUUGAUCAUGGAGAGAAACAUGAAAAUGACCAACAAAAAACAAUUCUGAAUAGUGAGAAACCUUACAAAUGUAAUAAAUGUGGGAAAUCCUUUUGCAGGUCAUCAAACCUUACUGGACAUGAAAGAAUUCAUACAAGUAAGAAAUCUUUUGAUUGCAAUGAAUGUGGUAAGGCCUUCCGCUGGAAUACGGCUCUUAUUAAACAUCAGAGAAUCCAUACUGGUGAGAAACCUUAUAUGUGUAAUGAAUGUGGGAAGACCUUCAGGUGGAGUACAGCUCUUACUAAACACAGGAGAAUUCACACUGGUGAGAAACCUUACAUAUGUAAUGAAUGUGGGAAAGCUUUCUGCAAUCGAUCAAACCUUAUUGAACAUGAGAGAAUUCAUGCUGGGGAGAAACCUUAUGAAUGUAAUGACUGUGGGAAGGCCUUUUACUGGAGUACAGCUCUUACUAAACAUCAGCGAAUUCAUACCGGUGAGAAACCUUAUGAAUGUAAUGACUGUGGAAAGGCUUUUCGAUGGAGUACAGCUCUUAACAAACAUCAGAGAGUGCAUACUGGUGAAAAGCCUUAUGAAUGUAAUGAAUGUGGGAAGGCCUUUUUCUGGAGUGCUGCUCUUACUCUCCAUCAAAGAAUUCAUACUGGUGAGAAGCCUUAUGAGUGUAGUAAAUGUGGGAAGGCCUUCCGCUGGAGUGCAGCUCUUAAUAAACACCAGAGAGUUCAUACUGGUGAGAAACCUUAUGAAUGCAAUGAAUGUGGGAAGACUUUCUACUGGAACAUAGCUCUUACUAAACACCAGAGAAGUCAUACUGGUGAAAAAUCUUAUGAAUGUAAUGAAUGUGGGAAAGCCUUCCAACUAAAAGGACAGCUUAGUCAGCACCAGACAGUUCACACUGGUGAGAAACCUUAUGAAUGUAGUGAAUGCGGAAAGGCCUUCAGCCGGAAGAUAAGACUUAUUCAACAUCAGAGAAUUCAUACUGGUGAGAAACCAUAUGAAUGUGAUCAAUGUGGAAAGGCUUUUCGACUAAAAGGACAGCUCAAUCAACAUCAGAUAAUUCAUAGUGGUGAGAAACCUUAUGAAUGUAAUAAAUGUGGGAAGGCAUUCACCCGAAAGGUUAGACUUAUUCAACAUCAAAGAAUUCAUAGUGGUGAGAAACCUUAUGAAUGUAAUGAAUGUGGGAAGGCCUUCCGAAUAAAAGGAAAGCUUAGUCAACAUCAAGCAAUUCACACUUCUAAGAAACUUUAUAAAUGUAAUGAAUGUGGAAAGGCCUUCAGUGAGAAGAUAAAACUUAUUGAACAUCAGAGAGGUCAUAAUGGGUAGAUUAUAAAUAUGGUGAAUGUGAGGUCUUCCACCUCAGUACUUCUCUUAUGGAACACCAGGAAAUUCAUACUGGAGAGAAGCUUUGAGUAUGAUGAAUGUAGGAAGGCUUUUAGGCAUGGUUAAGAACUUUAAAAAUAUCAUGGAAUUUAUGCAAAGAAAACUUAUGAUUGUUAAAUGUAGAGGGUGGGUGAAGUGAGGCUAACACCUGACCACACAACUCAGUAUGCAUAAGAGUAUUCAUGCUGGAAAGAAGUAAAAUGUGGGAGGGAGUGCUUCUUAAACUUCUUGCUAAAUUUUUAUAAAAUCACACUUUUUAGAAACCUUGCAGAUUUAAUAAAUGUGGAAAGUACUUCUCCUUG
Messenger RNA from Trichosurus vulpecula (common brushtail), 3218 nucleotides. RefSeq names its product zinc finger protein 420-like. NCBI's taxonomy places the organism in Eukaryota, Metazoa, Chordata, Mammalia, Diprotodontia, Phalangeridae. The record is from RefSeq and is a predicted model, not a curated record. Gene Ontology annotation, biological process: regulation of DNA-templated transcription. The coding region runs from base 1 to 2859 and encodes 952 amino acids. The transcript is spliced from 4 exons.